Cordyceps fumosorosea ARSEF 2679 is the source of this 708-nucleotide messenger RNA. RefSeq names its product glutaminyl-tRNA synthetase. The record is from RefSeq and is a predicted model, not a curated record. The transcript has 6 exons. Gene Ontology annotation, cellular component: cytosol. Lineage: Eukaryota; Fungi; Ascomycota; Sordariomycetes; Hypocreales; Cordycipitaceae. The coding region runs from base 1 to 708 and encodes 235 amino acids. Gene Ontology annotation, biological process: translation; glutaminyl-tRNA aminoacylation. Gene Ontology annotation, molecular function: glutamine-tRNA ligase activity.
AUGGUUUCCAAGAGUGAGCUCAAGAAGCGUACGCAGAAGAGGGCCAAGAAGGUCCCGGCGGCCAUGUUGCGCGACAGCAAGCAGACACUGGCCAAAGCCGACGGAACAACUUUCGACCCCGACUUCAUGUUCAAACAGGGGUUUCUGGCCGACGUGUACAAGCUUCGUCCAUCAGAGAAUGUUGUCACGCGAUUCCCACCUGGGCCGAAUGGCUACCUCCAUUCAAUUCGGCGGUAUCUCGAGAAGACUGUUCCUCGUCUCAUGCUUGUUCUCGACCCCGUGCGACUGGGGAUUGAAGACGCCGAGGAGCAAGAUCUCGACACUGUCUACAUCGAUCGCUCAGACUUUCGCGAGGUUGACAGCAAGGACUACUUCCGUCUCGCUCCAGGCAAGAUUGUUGGUCUCCUUCAAAUGCCGUAUCCUGUCAAGGCUAUUUCUUUUGCCAAGGAUGAGGCGACCGGAGCCGUCACGGAAAUGAGAGCCGUCUUUGACAAGGGUGGCAACAAGCCAAAGACAUUUAUCCAGUGGGUGCCCCUGAAGGCUCGCCCAAGGCUGAAUGAGACGAUCUGGCCGAGCGCCAUGACUGAAAGAGGCUUCUACGACGGCGUGCGUGUUGCCUACUUUGCUUGUGACUCGGACAGCACGGAGGAUAAGGUGGUGCUCAACCGCAUCGUGGCUUUGAAGGAGGACUCUGGUAAGAGCAGCUGA